Entamoeba invadens IP1 is the source of this 426-nucleotide messenger RNA. RefSeq lists its product as hypothetical. The record is from RefSeq and is a predicted model, not a curated record. The transcript has a single exon. NCBI's taxonomy places the organism in Eukaryota, Evosea, Mastigamoebida, Endamoebidae. Bases 1 to 426 code for a protein of 141 amino acids.
AUGGAACGUGUCAUAGAAAUUCAAAGAAGUGUUAUUCCAUGUAUAGAAGAUGUCAAAUAUUAUUUGGACUAUUUAGACUCCGAGGACAAUCGAUUUGGAGUCGAAACAAUGAAAGUCGAAGGUCAGUUAACAGAUGAGCAAUACAAAUUUCUCGAGAAUGACAUAUCGAAAGUCCACCCACGAAAACUCCCCACCGAGUUUAUGUAUCUUUUUGAUCUCUACCAAAACAACGAAAUAUCAAGAGAGGACCUUUUGAAUCAAUUCCCAAAUUAUGACAAAGUCAAGUACGUUGUCACAAACGAAGACCGACUCGACGAAACACAAAAGGUCUUCUCUGAACUGUUUUUAAGUGGAGAAAUUGACUUUGAAGAGAUGACUUCACUAAACACUGAAUACGUCACAUUUGUAACUAACAAAAAAAGCUAA